CAGGCUGGGCGCGGCGGAGGGGAGAGCUCCGAGGAGGCCGGGGCAGCUGAUGGUUUUGGCGAAGUGCCUUAAGGUAGCUCGGCCCGACCCCUCGUCCCCACCUACCUCUCGCCCUCUCCCCCUCUCUGCCACCAUCCUGGCCCCCCUCCCUCAUGACCGCCUGGAUCCUCCUUCCUGUCAGCUUGUCUGCCUUCUCCAUCACGGGCCUAUGGACUGUGUAUGCCAUGGCCGUGAUGAACCGCCACGUGUGCCCCGUGGAGAACUGGUCCUAUAAUGAGUCUUGCUCUCCUGACCCCACUGAACAAGGGGGCCCCAAGACCUGCUGUACCUUGGAUGAUGUGCCCUUCAUCAGCAAGUGUGGCACAUAUCCCCCCGAGAGCUGCCUCUUCAGCCUCAUUGGCAACAUGGGUGCUUUCAUGGUGGCCCUGCUCUGCCUCUUGCGCUACGGGCAGCUCUUGGAGCAGAGUCGGCACUCAUGGCUCAACACUACAACCCUCAUCACAGGCUGCACCAACACCGCAGGCCUGGUGGUGGUAGGGAACUUCCAGGUGGAUCACGCUAAGUCUCUGCACUAUGUUGGGACUGGAGUGGCCUUCUCUGCUGGCCUGCUCUUCAUCUGCCUGCACUGCGCCCUGUCCUACCACGGAGCCUCUGCCCCCCAGGACCUGGCUAUUGCCUACCUCCGAAUUGUACUAGCUGUCAUCGCCUCUGUCACCCUCAUCCUCAGUAGCGUCUUCUUCAUGCACGAAAACUUUCAGCUGCAGCACGGUGCGGCCCUGUGCGAAUGGGUAUUUGUUCUUGACAUCCUUGUGUUCUACGGCACCUUCAGCUAUGAGUUCGGGGCCGUCUCCUCAAAGACACUAGUCGCAGCACUGCACCCAGCCCCGAACCGGGCCUACAAGGCCUCUGGGAGCAGCAGCACCUCCACUCACCUCAACUGUGCCCCUGAGAGCAUCGCCAUGAUCUGAGGCUGGGGAGCAUUGAGGGCCUUCGUGGCCUCCAUAGCUCACCACACCUCUCUUCUGCAUUUCUUUUGUACCAAAAAUAACCUCAAUUGCAUUGGGCUCUAGGCUCCCUGUCCUAGAGGAGCGGUCUGCACAUACCACAAUGCCAAUGAGGAGUGGGCUCUGGUACCUGGUACCUGCCAGUGCUGCACACUCUGCCCUAUACACACUGUUUCCCUGUCCAAGGGGAACCUCUCAUUCACCCAGCCAGCCUUUCCGGUGUCUUCAACACCCUGGUGCCAAAGCUAAAUCACUGGGGUUUCCUGCUGCAUGACUGGAGGCUGGGAACAGCAAGACAGAAAGGAGGAGGUAGAGGGCUGAGCAGGCCUUAGACUCUGAGAAGCCCUCUUACAGCUCUCAGAACGCUCCCCACUGCCCCUGACUUUCUUUAGGGCAAAAUAACACAACAGAACCACAUGGUAUUUUAGUAUCUUUUUUUAUAUCUAUUAAAAGAAUUCUAAUUUGCA
This is a messenger RNA of Suncus etruscus (white-toothed pygmy shrew), 1471 nucleotides long. RefSeq names its product transmembrane protein 150A (gene TMEM150A). Gene Ontology annotation, biological process: protein localization to plasma membrane. Bases 153 to 968 code for a protein of 271 amino acids. Lineage: Eukaryota; Metazoa; Chordata; Mammalia; Eulipotyphla; Soricidae. The record is from RefSeq and is a predicted model, not a curated record. The transcript has 8 exons.